CCAUUUUCUCUCUGAAGUCUGACUAUUGAUCCACCACAAUAAACCCCACUUCGAUUUUGUUCUGAAGAAUCUAGAAUUGAGAUGCCAUUAGCAAGCGAAAUCAUGGGGUGUUCUAUGAUGCAAAAAUCAUCAUUUCUUCCAUUAAAUGAUCUUAAAGAUACCCAUAAGAAUCGAGGUCAGUUUUGUGUUAAUCCUGUUUUGGUUCCGCUUGAUAAUAGGAGGUCGAGGUCGAGAUCGAGUAGGUUGAAGAAAGGUGUUAGGACGACGACUCCGAUGGUGGUGGUGGCGGCAAUCAGUGAAGAUUUGGUGAAAAUUGUGCGAGUUGAAAAACCGGUUACGUUCAAGGUGAGAGCUGUGUUGACUGUUAGGAAUAAGAACAAGGAAGAUUUGAAGGAGACAAUUGUAAGGAAACUAGAUGCUUUUACUGAUCAGAUCGGGAGAAAUGUUGUUUUGGAGCUUUAUAGCAACAUUAUUGAUCCAAAAACAAGAGCUCCAAAGAAAAGCAAAGAAGCUGUUCUAAAGGAUUGGUCGAAGAAAUCAAAUCUGAAAACAGAAAGGGUUAAUUACAUAGCUGAUAUCUUGGUGGAUUCUGAAUUUGGUACCCCUGGAGCAAUCACCAUCACUAAUAAGCACCAGAAAGAGUUCUUUUUGGAGAGCAUCACCAUUGAAGGAUUUGCAUGUGGUCCUGUUCAUUUCCCUUGUAAUUCUUGGGUUCAAUCUUCCAAAGAUCAUCCUGAACCCAGAAUUUUCUUCUCUAAUCAGCCGUAUCUGCCCGAUGAGACUCCAGCUGGGUUGAAGUCUUUAAGAGAGAAAGAGCUUAGAAUAUUAAGGGGUGAUGGCAAAGGAAUCAGGAAGUUGUCUGAUAGAAUCUAUGAUUAUGAUGUUUAUAACGAUUUGGGUAAUCCCGAUAGAGGAAAUGACUUCGUUCGGCCUUCACUUGGAGGUGAUAAAAUCCCGUAUCCAAGGAGAUGUCGAACUGGACGUGUACCUAGCGAUACAGAUAUAUCAGCCGAGAGUCGGGUGGAGAAGCCAUUGCCAAUGUAUGUUCCAAGAGACGAACAAUUUGAGGAGUCAAAAGCGAAUGCAUUUUCAACAGGGCGGCUAAGGGCGGUGCUACAUAAUCUAUUGCCGUCAAUGGUGGCCAGCAUUUCUAAGAAACACGAUUUCAAGGGGUUCUCACAGAUCGAUAGUCUUUACAGUGAAGGGGUCCUUCUGAAACUAGGCCUUCAAGAUGAUCUCGUGAAGAAGCUUCCAUUGCCCAAUUUGGUCACCAGGUUGCAUGAAUCUAGCCAAGGUGGUGGCCUUCUCAAAUAUGACACCCCAAAGAUUCUAUCCAAGGAUAGAUUUGCUUGGUUACGUGACGAUGAAUUUGCCCGCCAAGCAAUCGCCGGAGUGAACCCGGUUAGCAUAGCGAAGCUUGAGGUUUUCCCACCGUUGAGUCAGCUUGACCCCGAAAAAUACGGUCCACAAGAGUCCGCUCUCCGAGAAGAACACAUUGCAGGAUAUCUCAACGGAAUGACAGUACAACAGGCACUCGAGGAAGAUAAGCUAUUUAUAAUCGACUACCAUGAUAUAUAUUUACCGUUUCUGGACCGGAUAAACGCACUCGAUGGGCGUAAAGCAUAUGCAACACGAACCAUAUUUUACUUGAACCAAUCGGGCACCCUCAUGCCUGUUGCAAUCGAACUUAGCCUACCACAGGCGUUGCCGGGUUCAGAGUCAAAGCGGGUGGUCACACCACCAGUCGAUGCCACCAGCAACUGGAUGUGGCAACUAGCCAAAGCCCAUGUGUGCUCAAACGAUGCCGGUGUUCACCAACUCAUUCACCACUGGUUACGGACCCAUGCAUCUAUGGAACCGUUUAUAUUGGCUGCACACAGGCAACUGAGUGCGAUGCACCCGAUAUAUAAGCUGCUGGACCCGCACAUGAGAUAUACGCUCGAGAUCAAUGCGUUGGCUCGACAGAAUCUCAUCAAUGCCGAUGGCGUAAUCGAAGCUUGCUUCACUCCUGGACGAUAUUGUAUGGAGAUGAGUGCUGCCGCUUACAAGAAUUGGCGUUUCGAUUUAGAAGGUCUUCCAGCGGAUCUCAUUAGAAGAGGUAUGGCUGUUCCGGACCCAAGCAAGCCGCAUGGUCUGAAGCUCCUAAUUGAAGAUUACCCAUAUGCAACCGACGGGCUCUUGAUAUGGGAAGCCAUCCAAAAGUGGGUUCAAACCUACGUGAACCGAUACUACCCAGACUCGGACCAAAUCUGCAACGACCGCGAGCUUCAAGCAUGGUAUGCCGAAUCCAUCAACGUUGGCCACGCCGAUCUCCGCCAUGAGAACUGGUGGCCGACAUUAGCAAGUGCCGAAGACCUCACCUCCGUCCUCACCACCAUCAUCUGGCUCACUUCAGCACAACACGCAGCACUUAACUUCGGCCAGUACCCGUAUGGCGGCUACGUACCCAACCGACCGACGCUAAUGCGGCGGCUAAUCCCCGAUGAAAACGAUCCCGAAUACAUAAGCUUUCUCGACGAUCCACAAAAAUACUAUCUAUCGGCUUUACCGAGCUUACUACAGUCAACAAAAAUAAUGGCGGUGGUGGACACGUUAUCGACUCACUCGCCGGACGAGGAGUAUAUCGGCGAGAGACAACAAACGUCGACAUGGUCCGGGGACGCGGAGACGGUGGAAGCGUUUUACGCAUUUUCGGCGGAGAUUCAACGGAUCGAAAAGGAGAUUGAAAAAAGGAACAAUGAUACAAGUUUAAGGAAUAGGUGUGGUGCUGGGGUUUUGCCAUAUGAACUUCUUGCACCGAGCUCAGAGCCUGGAGUUACAUGUAGAGGUGUUCCAAAUAGUAUCUCUAUAUGAAGUAUGAACACCAAUAUUUUAUAUAUAUAUAUAUAUAUAUAAUCAAGAUGAUUUAGAUGCAUAUACUUGUAAACUUGUGGUUACUUGCUCAAAUAAUGUGGAAAAUGGUUAUUAUAUGAAA
Messenger RNA from Cynara cardunculus var. scolymus (artichoke), 2974 nucleotides. Its product is annotated as linoleate 13S-lipoxygenase 3-1, chloroplastic. NCBI's taxonomy places the organism in Eukaryota, Viridiplantae, Streptophyta, Magnoliopsida, Asterales, Asteraceae. The transcript is spliced from 8 exons. Gene Ontology annotation, biological process: lipid oxidation. Gene Ontology annotation, molecular function: protein binding; oxidoreductase activity, acting on single donors with incorporation of molecular oxygen, incorporation of two atoms of oxygen; metal ion binding. The record is from RefSeq and is a predicted model, not a curated record. The coding region runs from base 82 to 2853 and encodes 923 amino acids.